CGUAAGAUGCAGCAGGACCAGUGGCCGAAGCGGGACCUGGAGGCGGCAUGGAUGCAAGCGGGGAAAGUGUUGUGCUCGUGGCUGCUGUCAGGACCCCGAUCGGCUCCUUCAAUGGUUCCUUGUCUACUUUGCACGCCCAUGAGCUGGCUUCCGUGGCCAUUAAGGAAACCUUGAAGAGGGCAAAAAUUGAACCUAAAGAAGUAUCUGAGGUUAUAUUUGGACAUGUCUUGACUGCAGGUGCUGGUCAGAAUCCUGCCCGACAAGCCAGUGUCGCCGCUGGGAUUCCAUAUGAGAUACCUGCUUGGAGCUGCCAGAUGAUAUGCGGUUCAGGCCUGAAAGCCGUGUGCUUAGGCGCUCAGUCCAUCAUGGUAGGAGAUUCCAGUAUUGUAGUGGCUGGAGGCAUGGAAAACAUGAGCAAGGCGCCGCAUGUCAUUCAUAUGCGCAAUGGGAUGAAGAUGGGGGAAGCCUCCUUGCAGGACACUCUGAUCUUGGAUGGUUUGACAGAUGCCUUCUACCACUACCACAUGGGUAUAACUGCUGAAAAUGUUGCCAAGCAAUGGCAGGUUAGUCGAGAGGAGCAAGAUCAACUGGCUGUACAGUCACAGAACAAGGCUGAAAAUGCCCAAAAGGCUGGAUAUUUUGAUAAAGAGAUUGUUCCUGUUCCUGUGCCUUCUAGGAAAGGUCCAGUCGAAGUGAAAGAAGAUGAGCAUCCUCGCCCUGGUAGCAAGUUGGAAACGCUGGCAAAGCUCAGGCCUUUUUUUAUAACUGAUGGAACAGGAACCGUGACCGCCGCAAAUGCCUCAGGUCUAAAUGAUGGUGCUGCAGCUGUAAUUCUCAUGAAGAAAGCUGAAGCCCUUAAACGAGGUCUUGCCCCUUUGGCACGGAUUGUAUCCUGGGCCCAAGCUGGUGUAGAUCCUUCUGUCAUGGGGAUUGCGCCUGUCUCAGCCAUAAAGAAAGCUCUGGAAAAAGCAGGUUGGACAGUGGAUCAAGUGGACUUGUAUGAAAUCAAUGAAGCGUAUGCUGCUCUAGGUUGUGCGGUAACAAGAGAGCUAAAACUGAACCCAGAAAAGGUGAACAUUGAAGGUGGAGCUGUUGCCCUUGGCCAUCCUCUUGGAGCAUCUGGUUGUCGGAUCCUUGUUACGCUUGUGCAUGCGCUGGAACGAACAGGUGGAAAACGGGGGGUUGUUGCUUUGUGUAUUGGAGGAGGGAUGGGCAUAGCCAUGUGUGUAGAAAGAUAAUGGAAGUGUUUCAGUAAUUCUGUAUUUUGUUGCAUGGCUUCUAAUUAAACAAACUGUCUUAA
Lacerta agilis (Sand lizard) is the source of this 1300-nucleotide messenger RNA. It is a transcript of the gene ACAT2, whose product is annotated as acetyl-CoA acetyltransferase 2. Bases 48 to 1238 code for a protein of 396 amino acids. The record is from RefSeq and is a predicted model, not a curated record. NCBI's taxonomy places the organism in Eukaryota, Metazoa, Chordata, Lepidosauria, Squamata, Lacertidae. Gene Ontology annotation, molecular function: acetyl-CoA C-acetyltransferase activity. The transcript is spliced from 9 exons. Gene Ontology annotation, biological process: fatty acid beta-oxidation.